Molecule: messenger RNA, 4068 nt
Organism: Plasmodium vivax (malaria parasite P. vivax)
Lineage: Eukaryota; Apicomplexa; Aconoidasida; Haemosporida; Plasmodiidae
Exons: 1
Coding region: 1-4068 (1355 amino acids)
Biological process (GO): phosphatidylinositol phosphate biosynthetic process; inositol phosphate biosynthetic process
Cellular component (GO): cytoplasm; nucleus
Molecular function (GO): inositol hexakisphosphate kinase activity
Source: RefSeq, a predicted model, not a curated record
AUGAAAGUAGAAGAAUACAGGCACCAGGUGGGGGGACACUGCAAACUGAUCAAACCGAAAGACUCAUCGAAAGUGUACAAACCGCUUAUAGAAAAUGAAUACAUUUUCUAUAAGAAGUUAACGAACUUUGGAGCGUCUUCCGCGGAGUCGGGGCCGCUACACAUUUUGAAAAAAUUCAUCCCCAAGUUUUAUGGAGUGACUGAAAUCGUCGUUGAGUAUUCCUCCUCGUCCGAGGUGGAGGACAACUUGGUGAACAAACAGAAGGGGAGAAAUGAGCCGACUGGCAAUAAGGGUCGGAAAUAUUUCAGUUUGGACGGGCGAAACGAGGCAGACCAACCGUCAAACCAGCUGAAAAACGAACUGCCAAACCAACUGCCAAACCAAUCGCUAGCCGAAGCGCCUCAGGGAGAACCCGGAAUAGGAGAAAGGGACGCGCAAAGCGACAAGUGCGCCAAGGGGAAGAAGCGAAAGAAGUGCAUCCCGCACAUCGUCUUGGAAGAUCUCGUGUACGGAUUUAAGCGGCCAUGUGUGCUGGACAUCAAAAUGGGGAAAAGGCAAAGAAAAAUAGGUGCGUCCUUAGAAAAAAGAAAAAGACAAGUAGAAAAAAGCUUCAGAACAACUAGCCAUUCUCUCGGAUUUAGACUAUGCGGUUGCCAACAUUACAACAAAAUAAAUGACAAAUUGUUUUAUAAAGAUAAAUACUGGGGUAGAAAUUUAACCAAGGAAAACAUCCCAUGGGCUAUUAGAAAUUGGUUUUGGAAUGGCAUCCUCCUGUACGACGAAUUGAUUCCAUUAUUGCUAGAAAAGUUGCACCGAUUUUUUAACUGCAUAGUGGAGUUACGACAUUACCGCUUCUGGUCUUCUUCCCUCCUCUGGGUUUUUGACGGAGGACUGAAUGACAAAAAAGCGAGAUCAAAUUCGCUAGACAUCCGAAUGAUAGAUUUUGCAAACACCAUUUAUUUACAAGAUAACCCAUCUGUGGAUGAUGAAUAUAUCUUUGGUCUGAAGAACUUAAUUCAUUCCAUGCAGAUCCUAAACAAUACCAUUCAAGGGAUGCAUUUUUUGCCCCAAGAAAUUAGUACUUGUUUUUAUUCUGAAAAUUGCAAACCCAGGGGGAAUUCCUUUCGCCCCAUUUUUAAGAAAUCCAAGUCAGCCAUUUUGGAAGAGAACUUUAAAAAAAAAAAAAAAAAAAAUCUGUACAUAAAUUUUGAAUUUUUAAAAAAUGCCAAAGCGAGGAGAAAAAGUAGUAACGUUUAUUCAAGGCCCAUGCCAGGUGGGCUGUCAACCCAGUUGGAAAUUGGAUCCCCAAAAGGGACGAGCGAUGACGGAUUGGCAUUUCAAUACCUUAACAAAUUUAUGGGGAAAAAAAAAAAAAAGAAAAACUGGAAUCAAGCGCAGUACUUUAGUAACUCCGAUUGCCCUAUCGCGGAUCACAUGUGUCUCUCUCCGUGUAGCAGUCCGGUGGGAAGACUCCACAACGGGGAGAUAUGCUUCAGUGGUUGGUUAGAUGAGGGGCUUCCUGGGAAUGUUCCACACCGAAGUAGGGAAACCCCCCAUUUGAAUAUCCCCCUCUUACCUCUUACCAGUGUCGACCACACAGAUGAUGGCCCAACUUCAGGCAAACAUUCGGAUGGAAGUGAUCUCCAGGAAAAGGCCAAUAUGACCACGUUUAGCGAAAGUGCGAACGGCCUCGUGGGAAAUGACAUACUAGAGUUAGAGGCACCUCAGAUGGGCGACAGCCUAAGGAGUGACCACCACACGGAAGUGCCCUCGAGGGGGAAGGAACCCGUUUCCCCAAUAAAUUCAAAUGGCAAUCCCAAGUGGGCGCACCCCGCAGGUGAAGACGACCUUGUAGACGUGCCGAAAAAAACAACCUUCACAGCUAAACAGAGUGAGACAGAAGAACAAAUGCCAACAAAUAACCCCAUCGAUGAAACAAAAAUUGAAGGAUACGAUGCAGGCCAUAUUGACUGCGACCAUGCCAUCCCUACUAAGCAUGCAACUGAUGGGAGGAAUCGCCAGACAGGAGAAAGCACAACGGAGAAGGAAGAGGUACAAGCAAAUUCCUCUUUAAAAAGUAAGAAUAAAAAUUGCUAUCCCGUAAACACCUCCGAAGAAGAUGCAACAAAUGGAGUGACCCAAAAGGGAGAAAUUCCGCAAAGUGAGGAUUUCCAAAAAUGUAUGAACAAGUCAGGUGAAAAACAGACCAUUGAUGACAAACUAUCGCACAGCAAUGCGCCGCUGCUUCAAACUUGUGAUAAUGUGUCUUCCAUAUCGGGAGAGGGAAAUUCAUUUGGAAAGGGCAACCCUGAGGAGAGGAACGAAAACAAUUCGUAUGAACAAGUCAUACAAGAAGUUAUAGUCAAGACGUUGAAAGUCGCCUCCAGGGGUAGCGAAAGGGAGAAAAGUGCGUCCGCUGGUAUUGCGAAUAAGGAUACUGUAAAUAGGAGCAGCGCGAACAGGAUGGAAGAUGAAGGGAAAGACGAUGGGUGCCCCGACGAGGGUGAUUCAGAGAGACACGAAAAUGCCUCUGCAAUUUUUUGUGAGUCUGGGGGGAAAGGCAGGCCCUACAAGCACGAGUAUAUUUUGUCGAAUGAAGCGGAUGGGAAUGAAGCCGCACAGAAUGGGGAUGAAAGGAGCGAUCGGAAGGGAAGCUACCCGAAGGGAAGUGACGCGGAGGAAAGCGGUGCUGAGAAAAGCGAUGCUGAGGUGGAGGAAAACCGAGCCGGAAAAAAUAAUAAGCAGGGUGACAGGAAAGACACCAAACAAAACCUGGGUGAGAGGGGAUCCCACACAGAGCAGCACACGCAGGGGGGGUUAAACCACGACAUGCUCAAAAAAGGGGAGCAUCCGAUUGGAAGUGAACAGCGACCCAAACUGACAAACGAUUCGCUGAUGAGAGAAACCAAAUGGAAUCUUCUAAGCAGAAAUAUAAACCUCAAAGUGUUCAUCAAUCAUAUGAUUAAGAAAGAAAUUGAGGAGAAAAAGAAGGCACAAGAGUACCUCUACAUCUUAGUCAAGGGGAGAAACGAAGUGGACCUCCGAGCUGUGCGCAGGGAGCACUUCUCCGACAGCAACAGGGAAGCGGCGGGAAUUCCGCGGAAGGCGCAACGGGGGCCCAGAGCGGGCGGGGGUAGAAGAAUGAUCGGAACCAGCAGAAUCGGCGGAGCCAGCAGAACCGGCGGAGGCGCCGGACGGGGAAAGAACCAUGCGAGUGACCCCCCCGUGCAUAACCCCCGCCUCUCGGAAAAGAGCCUCAGCUGCAGCUACAGUUACAGCUACAGUCACGGUCACCGCUACAUCCGCAGCUACCCCCGCAGCUACAGCUCCGACUCGGGCCUGAUUUACAACAGAAGCCUGCAGGGGGGCGACCCGAAGAAGAUGCUAAAAAAGGAAGCGGGGAUUACCAGCAAGCGGUGCAGCUCCUGUACAGACAUCCCCCUGAGAAUAAAAAAAGGAAAAACCAAAAAAAAAAAGAAAAAAAAUAUAAAGAAAAAACUUUUUAAAAAAAUUAACAUCCUAUCGGGAAUGAAAAAUAACAUAAUCAAAUCAUCGCCGAAAAUAAUUUUCUCAAACUAUACGGUUCAUAAUCAUCAUUGUGUGACCCCCCCUAUUGAGUACUCCCCAAAGAGCGAUUCCAUUUGCAGAAUUACAGAUGCUUUUAACGUCUUCACCCCAGAGUAUAGGAGCAACCGCUACGUCCACUCCAUCAUCAGUCAGCGGCACAGUGCACACCAGGUGGAGGACUUACCCAACACACACAUCGAUCGUGCUAUAAAUAACCAAAGAGACUAUAACCCUUUUAGGGAAAAGAACCUGAUAGUCCCCCUGACAGACACGAAUUCCAGUGAGAAGUACCUUCGGAGGUCCCUGUCCGAACCAAAUUUCUACAAAUUUGGCUACUUCAGAUGCAUCCUCAACGACUUUUAUGGCACCAAAAUUAAUUACAGCAGUUUGGUUGCAAACAGGUUAGAUAAGUUGAGUAGGGUCCCCAUUUACAACCAGAUAUAUGGGUUCACGUCCAACUCGAGCGACUUGGAUUCUUCCGAUGCCUCCUGGGGCUACUAA